AUUAAAUUUUUGUUGAGCGUACCUACUAACCGAAGUAAUACAAUGGAAAAUGAAACUCUUGAUGUACCAUUAAACCCAAUAGAGCCGAGUUCUGAGGAUGCGGAGAAAAAUCCUGCAAACAAUGAGGAAGCUCCUGGGCCAGUAAACCCAGAACCGACAAAGCCCGAUGAACCGACCAAGCCCAAGGAACCUGCUCCCGAAGAACCUUCAAAGCCCCAAGAACAAACCAAGCCUAAAGAACAAACCAAGCCCAAAGAACAAACCAAGCCCAAAGAACAAACCAAGCGUGAUUCCUUCGAGGUUUGUGUCUCCCCUACACCUUCCGGUGAAGACCUUCCUCCGGACGAGACCAAGAAGAUCAUAACGUUGACAAACGACAUUUUACAACGCUGCCAGAAGAAGGUCGACGACCAGAAAAUCAGUAGCCACAGUCUGUCAUACAUGCUUCUAAGAAUCAAAGAAAGUCUGAACGCCUAUUUCGACGAUUACGUUCCCAAGCUCAACACUUUUAUACAUCACGCUGAUAAAAUCACGGCGGACUAUUACGCGGAAAUGUGCUGUAAUCUUCCGAAGUACGGGGACUACGUGAAGGCCAUUGAGGCAGUUCAGGGCGAUACUAUAGAAGUGGGGUUCUCCCAUCCAGUCAACAAAAAGGAGUUGAUUGAUUUGGUUCAAGACGUCGCCGACAACUACAUGUCACUCGCGUUGUUCGUGAAGACCGCCAGAGGAAACUACAAGGACGUCCACAGCCAAAUGUUCGAGAGGAAGGAGAUGGUGUAUAGAGUAGAGAUGAACAUACCCGGCUGGCUAAAGCUACAGGACAACAUAACCCAAGGGCUGGAAGAUAUUAGAGACCAAACGUUCAAAAUAUCCGCCUACCUGGACUUCUUGAGGCAAGGAGAAUCUAGAACUUCACCCACGCUUGAUCUGUCUGCUCUAAACAAAACAGGGAUUGAUGAUAGUGAUACAGUCACUGUCUUGAUGCCGCAGAAAGAUAUCGACAAAGAGGGUUAGUGAAUUGUCUAUGUCCCUUGUGUUGUGACCGUUUUGUUCAUGUUUAAUUUAUUUAAAUUUGUGUAAUAGAUAACUUCAAUACUAUCAUGCACUUCUUUGACCUAAAAUAGUUUCAGAAUUAACUAGAUUGUUGUGAUAAAUACGUUUAUUGGGCAUUCA
Molecule: messenger RNA, 1173 nt
Organism: Macrosteles quadrilineatus (aster leafhopper)
Lineage: Eukaryota; Metazoa; Arthropoda; Insecta; Hemiptera; Cicadellidae
Product: titin homolog
Exons: 1
Coding region: 43-1014 (323 amino acids)
Source: RefSeq, a predicted model, not a curated record